Molecule: messenger RNA, 5745 nt
Organism: Entamoeba nuttalli P19
Lineage: Eukaryota; Evosea; Mastigamoebida; Endamoebidae
Product: tyrosine kinase, putative
Exons: 1
Coding region: 1-5745 (1914 amino acids)
Biological process (GO): protein phosphorylation
Molecular function (GO): ATP binding; protein kinase activity
Source: RefSeq, a predicted model, not a curated record
AUGGGUAUUAUCUUAGUGGUAAUACGUGUGUCGGUUUGUUACUUUCUUGGUUUAGUUUUAAAAAUUCUUUUUAACAAAGUCUCAUUUUUAGAAUGUCCACCAAACUGUGAGGAUGGACUUUGUUCAAAUGAAGGUGUUUGUUAUAAAUGCGCAAAUAACACAAUAUUUAAUGGUGACAGAGAGUGUGUUAGUUUAAAUGCUACACAUUGUAAAACAGCAGAAAACGGUUUGUGUACUUCUUGUGAAAGUAAGUAUCGGCUCGUUAAUAAUAAGUAUUGUUUAGAAUCUGUUGAUUGUUGGAUAGGUGCUAUUAAAGUGGAGGAGGGAUUUUGUAUUAGCGCUAGUGAUGCCCACUGCCGAGGAUAUGGUAAUUAUCAGUGUUGGGAUUGUAUGACAGGGUAUAUAAAGAAUGGAAGUUAUUGUACACGACUAGAAUAUGUUGACGAAAAAUGUAAGGCAUCAAAAGUGUUAUAUGGGUCUACUGUUUGUUCAGUCUGUGAGGAUGGUUUUUAUCCAAAUGGUGUUAGUUGUUCAAAGUGUUCUGAUAUUGUUGGGUGUUCAAGUUGUAUGACUCAAACAACAUCAAAACAACUUAUUGUUAAAGAGUGUUCAAGUUGUUCAUCUGGAUAUUUAGAAAAUAAUCAAUGUAUCACAAUACCAAAUUGUAAGGUAUAUAAGUCUAAUACAUGUGACACUUGUUUAGAUUCUUAUAUUUUAGAAAAUAAUAAUUGUGUUGCUGCAUCAACAAAAAACUGUAAAAGAAGUACUGAAAAUAAUUGUGUUGAAUGUGCUGAUGGUUAUUAUUUAACUUCAUCUUCUCUUUGUCAGUCUUGUAGUACUUUCAAUGGAAAUGGUAAGUGUUAUGCAUGUAAUAUUACAUCAUGCAGCUUAUGUGGUAGUGGUAUGACAAUUGAUAAUGGAAUGUGUCAACCUUGUUCUGUUUUACCUCAUUGUAAGUUGUGUGACUCAUCAAGUAAUAAAUGUUCUAUGUGUGAGAAUGGAUAUUAUCUAUCAAAUAGCCAACAAUGUGUUAAAUGUCCAAAUUCAUGUGCUUUAUGUUCAUCAGAGAAUGAGUGUUCUGAAUGUAACACAGGAUAUUAUUUAGAUGGAAUUACAUGCAAAGGAUGUAGUACCAUUGAUGGGUGUCAAGAUAACCAAUGUACAACAACUGGACUAUGUACUAAGUGUGUGAGUAAUUCGUAUAUAUUAGAGUCAGGACGAUGCACUCUUUGUUCUUCUAAAUACCAAAAUUGCUCUACUUGUAAUUCAACUUCAUGUCUUAGUUGCAAUUCAGAUAAUUAUCCAGCGUCUCAAAUUCAUUGUUUAUCAUGUGAUUCAUUAUCUGGUUGUAGUGACUGUAGUCAAACAGAAAAGGCAUGCAACAGGUGUGUUAGUGGAUUCUUCCUAAUUGGUAAAACAUGUAAGACGUGUUAUCAAAUAGAUCCUAAUUGUGAGUCAUGUAGUUCAACUACAAAUAAAUGUUCUGUUUGUAAAGAAGGUUAUACGUUAUUAAAUUCAGUUUGUACUUUAUGUUCUACAGCCAUUCCUAAUUGUGAUACAUGCUCUCCAUCAGAAUUAAUUUGUAAUUCAUGUAAAAAUGAAUACUAUUACCCUAAUAUGUCACAAUGUCUUCCAUGUUCCAAACUAACUGAUAAUUGUGCUGUUUGUUCUAGUGAAAGGAAAUGUCUUGGUUGUGAAACAUCAAAGAAUGUAUAUUUAAAUACAACAACUAAUACAUGUGACUCUUGUCAUAAUAUUGAAAAUUGUGAAACUUGUGAUUCUAAUGGGAGAUGUAAUAAAUGCAAUUCAGAUAAGUUCCGUAUUUCUGAUGGAAAGUGUAUUAAUUGUAAUGAUGGUACUGAUUUUGUUGGGUGUUCUAAAUGUGAUCCUUCAUCAAGUACAAUAUGCACAGAAUGUGUUGAUGGAUAUUAUCUUCACUCUUCUCAAUGUUUAAAAUGUUCUUCUAAUUGUGUCAAAUGUGAGUCUUCAUCUUGUUCUAUGUGUGCAUCAGAAUUUUUGAAUAUCAAUGGUAGUUGUGUUAGUUGUAUGUCUGUAGGAUGUUCGAAAUGCGAUUCUACUCUAAAUACAUGUUCUAACUGUAGCGAUGGAUUUUCUUUAAUUAAUGGGUCUUGUGUUGGUUGUAGUAAUAUCACUAAUUGUAAAGUUUGUUCUUCCAAUAUUUGUUCAGAAUGUAAUACUGGGUAUUAUCUCAAUGAAAAUGUAUGUAAUCCAUGUGGUGAUUCAUGCACUGAUUGUAAUAAAACAAAUAAUACAAUAGUAUGUAAUGAAUGUUCAGAAAGAUAUUAUUUGUCUUCAGGUACGUGUCAUAAUUGUGGUGACAAUUGUCUUUCAUGUGAUGAUACCAAAUGUUUGAACUGUGAAUCUUCAUAUACACCUAAUACAAAAAAGGGAUGUGGGUCAUGUGGAACUGUUAUUAAAGGAUGUGUAAAAUGUUCAACCACCUCAACUGAAUGCAUGGAAUGUUCACCAGGAUAUUAUUUAGAUGCAAAGACAUGUGUUCAAUGUAAUAUCAAUGACUGUGUCACUUGUUCUGGACCAAGUACAUGUACCUUGUGCUCUAAAAACACUGUAUUACAAAAUGGUGAAUGUAUUACAUGUCCUAGUGGAACAAUUAUAAAUGAAGAUAGUACUAAAUGUAUCCAAUGUACCCAUUAUAUUUCGAACUGUAGUUUCUGUAGGUCAAAUACAGAAUGUUUUAUAUGCAAUGAUGGAUUUUAUUUAACUAGUGAUGGAAAAGAAUGUAAGCCUUGCAAUGGGAAAGUAAUUCGACCAAAUGAGUGUGUAGAAGCUCCAGAACAUUGUACAAUUUAUAUCUCAAAUACAAAUUGUCUUAAAUGUGAACAGCAUUACGUUUUAAGAUCAGGAAAAUGUACAUUAUAUUCUAAUGAAGAGUAUUGUAUCCAACAUGACAGUGAAGACGAAGUUGGUUGUGAUAAUUGCUUAGCUUCUAUUUCUCCAAGUGGUAUUUGUGAUGCAUUUACAAGAACUACCUCAUUAUCUUUUUUUAAUCAAACUUUAGGUGAAGGAGUAGGUUAUUACGAAUCAUCGACUAUGCCUUCUUAUAAAAAAGAAACAUCCAGUUGUUUGUUUGAGUGGAGAGGAAAGUGUUGGAAGUGUAAUGAUGGAUAUUACAUGAAUAGUGAGAAUGUGCCUCAAUGCAAUAUUUGUAAUGAGACAUGUGGAAGUUGUGUUUUACCCUCAACAUUAGAAGGAACUAAAUGUCUUAAUUGUAGUUCUUCUUCUGGAGAUAUAGAUGGAAAUAGUAUUAUUCCAAUUUGUUCUAGCGAUAGUCAUUGUACUCAAUUUAAAGGUGUUACUUGUUCCUCUUGUGAAAAAAAGUAUUAUUUGAAUAAAAACAAAUGUACUAUGUGUCAGCCUAAUUGUGACAGUUGUAUUCCUUCUUCUAUAUCAACAAUAUGUCUUAUAUGUUCUUCUGGUUACUAUAAAACAAAUGAUGGAUUAUGCAAGAAAGCCCAAGACGAUUGUGCCAUUAUUUCAUCAACAACGACAACAUGUGAAAAAUGUGUUGAACGAAAAAAAUUAGAUGAGAAUGGAAGUUGUGUUACUAUUACUGAAGAAAAUUGUGGGUUUGUUGUUGAAGGAAAAUGUAAAGAAUGUUUAGAAGGAUUUAAUUUGAUAAAAAAUGAUGCUGGGUCUUGGGUAUGUAAUGCAAGUCCAAACUUUAAUUUUUGCACAGCCACAACAACUACUGGUUGUUUGAGGUGUGAAGAAGGGAAGUUUUUAGACCAAGAUAAUGUAUGUCAGCCCUGUGAUAUAAAUUGUGCUACCUGUUAUGGAAAUACAACCAACUGUACAACAUGUAAUUUUGGAUAUAAAUUGACAAAAAAUAAUACUUGUGAAUCACUUGGUUCUUUGGUAGAAAGUUGUUUAACAUUUUUCCCGGAUGCAUCUGGUUGUGCAAUAUGCAAAGAUGGCUUUUAUCAAACAUAUAAGAAUUGUGCUGAAUGUCAUGAGUCAUGCCUGACAUGUAAUCAAAAUGCCUUCAAUUGCCUUUCUUGUAACUUUACUGGAGGUUAUUAUUUUGAUAUAGAAACGUCAAAGUGUUUGUCCAAUGACACAUUAAAAAAUUGUACUGCCUCAGAAUAUGAUGGUUGUGUGGCAUGUGAGAAAGGUACAUAUUUGUCAUUAACUUAUAAAAAAUGUUAUAAGUGUAGUGAGAGUUGUUUCCAAUGCACUAAUUCAGCAAAUCAUUGUACUGAAUGUAAUGAAGGCUUUGUAUUAUCUGAUGGUCAGUGUAAAAAUUAUUUAGAUAUUCCAAAUUGCCUUUCAUCAUCUAACUCAAAAUGUACAUCAUGUAAAGGAUGGUAUGAGCCAAAUAAAGAUGGUUCAGGGUGUGAAACUACAGUCAGUAAUUUGAUUCUUAUUUGUGUUCCAAUAGCAGGGUGUUUAGCAGUCAUAAUUAUUAUAGUAUUGGUUGUCAUUUUUCUCAUAUUUAUUAUUCAAACAAGAAGAAAGAAAAAAGAAAGAGAGGAGAAGAUUUGUGAAUUUGACAUGAGCCGUUGUAAUAUGUUAUUUGAAGAUGUAGAUAAAGAAAGUGGGUUAUGUGUUAAUAAAAAAGAACUUACAUUUACUAUUGAUAGAAUGAGUGACACCAUUCCAGUUGGAGAAGAGUCAAGGGAUUUAUUAUGUAUUGGAAAUAAAAAAUCUCAUACACUAAAAGUUCAAAUUACUACUAAAACGAAUAUUGACAAAUAUUAUAUAAGAAGUGACCCUUCACUAAUUACUAUCGAUAAAGGAAAAGCAGUUGAAUUUAGUAUAUUCAUUAAGCCAUUAUGUACAACAACAAUAGAUGAUUCUCUUGUUCUUUUAGGAUUAGAUAUGAAGAAAGGAAAACAAUAUGAAUCGCGUAUUGGUAUUUCCUUUAAAACAGAAUUAACAACACGACUUGAUUAUGAAGAACUUAAGGAAGAAAAGAAAUUAGGAGAAGGGUCAUUUGGAAUAGUAUAUCUUGGAAACUUUAGAGGAAAUGAAGUAGCAAUUAAGAAAAUGAAAAUAUCUCUUAAUGAAGAAAAACAAAUGGAAGAAUUUGAGAAAGAAGUGAAUAUGUUAGACAAAUUUAGAAAUGAAUAUGUCAUUCAUUUCUAUGGAGCUGUAUUUAUUCCUAAUAAAAUAUGUAUGGUAACUGAAUUUGCUAAGUAUGGGUCAUUAAGUGAUUUAAUGCAUAAACACUCAAAAAGAAUUGAAAAUAAUAUGAUCACUAAAUUGCUUUCUGAUGCAGCUCAUGGAAUUCAAUAUCUUCAUCAAAAUGGAAUCUUGCAUCGAGACAUUAAACCAGAUAAUUUCCUUGUUGUGUCGCUAGAAAAUAAUAUACAAGUUAAUUGUAAAUUAACAGACUUUGGGGCAUCAAGAAAUAUUAAUAUGUUAAUGACAAAUAUGACAUUUACUAAAGGAGUUGGAACACCAAUGUACAUGGCACCAGAAGUAUUGAAAAAAGAACAUUACAAAUUACCUUCUGAUAUUUAUUCAUUUGCUAUUACAAUGUAUGAAGUAUCAAUUUGGAGAAAUCCUUUCCCAAAAGAACAAUUUAAAUAUCCAUGGGAAAUUGCAGAUUUUAUAAGUGAAGGAAAACGACCAAGAAAAGAAGAUAUCAUUGAUGAUUGGCUCUUUGAUCUGAUUGAACAUUGCUGGAAUCAAAAUCCAAAAGAAAGGUAUAACGCCAAUCAAAUUGUUGAUGUUUUUAUAAAAAAUCUGCAAACGAAUUAA